Astyanax mexicanus (Mexican tetra) is the source of this 2909-nucleotide messenger RNA. It is a transcript of the gene syt18b, whose product is annotated as synaptotagmin XVIIIb. Bases 831 to 1970 code for a protein of 379 amino acids. Lineage: Eukaryota; Metazoa; Chordata; Actinopteri; Characiformes; Acestrorhamphidae. The transcript is spliced from 2 exons. The record is from RefSeq and is a predicted model, not a curated record.
UUUGACUAUUUUUAAGUUAGUAUUAUAUGCAAUAUACUCAACACAUAAACUUAAAAAAACUUAAAACUUAAAAAGUUAUUUGCUUAAUUUUGAUUUGUGCACUCAUUGCUCUUGAUGAAUCUAGUGUUACAGUUGUACAGUUAAUAGGCAUGAAAAAUAUUAUUUUUCCUUGUUUAUCCUUAUGGUCCAUUAAAUUCGCAUUUGUACAUAAGGAUCAGCUUAUAUAGUGGUGAAACUCCGCUAUACCUACCAUGCACACUGCUUUGCUACUCACUCUGAUGACGGACUUUUGAGAAGCUGCUAAUGGACGGAACAGCUGCUAGUAUAGGGCUGCAGGGAUUGUGUUUAUAACCACCGGAGAGGAGGAGUGGUUCAGAUUAGAAGGUGGGUAAAUACAGGGCACUGAUCCAUACAUGAGCCUGUGAGUGAUGUAGCAAGAUCCGCCCAUGCUCUACCUCUGCUACUAAUUUUGGUCUUCCGCCAGCGGUCAGUCACUCUCACAUCAGCACAGCGGAUUACUGUUCAGCUCCUCAUAUAAACAAGCUGAUUGCAAUCAACAAGCUUCAUCAGGAGAUUAAAGAAUGGACCUCCACACCUUACAUUCGCAUCAGGAAGGAAAAGAUGUGGAUGUAUUUUGCAUGGACCUAAUGUGAGUUUUUACAUUUGGUCAUUUGUAUUUUAUUUUUAUUUUUAUAUACAAGACCUCCAAAGAGAUGGACCAAGCACAGCCCAUGGCAAAUGAAGAAAAUGAUGUCUUAAACUCAGUGUUGAGGAUUGGGCUUAUUCCAACAAUGAAGGACUGAAAUAUGUAGCUGUGUCCAUGUGUCGUCAUGUCCAGUAAGGAUGAUGAUUACUCGGGGCAGCCAGUAUGGCACUCUGUGCUGAUUUUUUGCUGUAAGGGCAUGAUUGAAGGCAUCAUUGUCGUGCUUUUCAUGUGGCUGCUGAUUCAGGUGCUCUUCACUAAACACCUGGAAGUCCACCUCCAGAUUCUGCUUGGUGUGGGCUUGGUGGUCUUCUGUUUAUCUCUGGUCCUGGGCUGUGUCCUCUGUUGGAGAAGGACCCGGCGAAAACGUCCUGAAGACAAAGAGAACCAGACAUCAGCCCCCCCACCUCCUGCUGCUGAUCAUGUGACCCUGGCCGUUCACCCCUCUGUGUCCUCAGAGGCCACUACCACAAAAGUUGAGUAUGAAGAGCUGGAAGGAGAUGUACUUGACUACCCAUCUGCCUUCGAAAGUUCCACACCAUCAGAUGAUGAUUUUAGCGCCAUGUCCUUUGCCUCAAGACCUCGUACCACCUCGGAACUUAACAAACAGCCCAAGUCUUGCUUCCCCCUACGGCGGCUAAGCUCCCCAACUCUCUCCACACCACUCUACAGACCAAUGGUCAGUGGACGCUCCUCACUGCCCUCCUUUCCCAAGCUUGGACUCCUGUCAAAGACCCAGAAAGUGCUUAAGCACCAUUGCCCUGUGACGGGGGACAUCUGCCCCAACAGUGAAAGCACGUCCUCAGCAAGUCCAAGUUCCCUCUCCUCCAUUCAACACCAAAGCCAGCUUGUGCAGAACCCUUUGUUCCCCAGCUAUGGUUUAAAUGUAAGCUAUAAAAAUAUAGAUCCUUCCCUGAAUUUUACCCUGACUUUCUCAGCAGCACAGCAGACACUUACCAUCUCCUUGCUCGGCCUUACAGGGACGGUGUACAAGCUGGGAAGGGUGAUGGUUGAGGCCAGUCUGCCACCACUCUGCAGAGGUCCUUUGGAUGCAUCUGACCAGCCACAAAGCCUCAGCCCCGACCUUCACCUGGUUCUUCAGGUCCGCACUCUUGAAGAACUCCAGAGCUGUACACUCAGACUUGCUGUGUUCUCCCAGGAAAGAACUGGUACAAAAGCUUCUCUUUUAGGGAGGUUGGACAUAGACUGUGGGAGAAUAGACUGGAUAUUAGACAGACCUAUUGCAUGCACAAGUCCAUUAAGAUGAACUGUGUAACAAAGUACAGGGGGUAACGGUUAUGUCAGAUUCAGGAACGUGUUCCUGUCAAGAACUCUCUUUCUUUUAUUGGUCAAUAAGGUGCAAACAAUGGCUAUUUACAUUCACACAUCUGUGGAAUUACAUAUAGAAUCAUAUAGAACAAAUCACAGUCAUAGACUCCAUUCAGCAAUUGUAGCUUGUCAGACUGUUAUGCAAGAGUCUGGGAAUUUUAGCCAUACUCUGCUUUUUGAGGCCUAAGUAAGCCUUGAUGUUUGCUUUUAAUGUUUUGGAUUAAAUGAUUGUCUUACAGGAUCUAAGUUCCACAGGAGAUCAUCUCAUUUUUUUAAUGACAUUGUAGUUUAAUCCUGCAGACAGCAGUCCAAUCCUUUCUCUUUCCCUCUCUGAUCCGCUCAAACCACUGCAAUAUGAGUCUGUCAACAUGCAUUCAUAAAUAUUUCAUCUGUGCGUUUGACAUAAAAUCAGAAUAUAAUGUAUGUAUCACAGAAAAUGUCAGACAGGUUUCUUUUGAAUUAAAUUGUGUAAUAGUUUUGCUGCAGCAUAAGCAUAUAAACAACUGCCCUUAGCAUUUGCAAUGUUUAUAAUUAUUAUACAUGAAAGCAAAUCCCUGGAUGAUGAAAUUGAUAUUUACACACAUGGAAAUAUGGCUCAUAACAUCUGGCAGAAUGUUAUGCUGGCCUCAUCAGUAGUACUAUUAUAAUUACUGUAAUCUGUAAUGACCCACCAUUGCUACGAAUGGGGCACAAAGUGAUUCUCACCACUAUGGUGAUCCCACCAAGCUGGAUGUUGUUUUUAUCAUAAGUAAAUAUUUGACUUACUCAAUAGCAUGUAUAAUAAAAAUGUGUUUUCAUCCACAGCUGUAACAUUUUGUCACUGUUAAAUAUAGAUGUAAUGAUGAAUAAACAAUUGAAAGAAAUCAUCCUUAAAACU